AUGUUUCUGCCUGAUGCUGUUUUACAAGGCACAUUAUCAAGGUCCACCAUAAGUAAGAGGUACCUCAUCUUGGGUACUCAACUUACGGAACAACUGACUCAGAAGCAAAGGCGAACGAUUGGACUUUGGCUUUUAGGGUGUGCAGGUUGCGUAUACGGAGCAGUAGCCUUAGGCGGUGUAACAAGAUUGACAGAGUCUGGCUUGAGUAUGGUGAAUUGGGACCUCAUUAAGACGAUGAAGCCUCCAAUUGGGCAAAAGCAGUGGGAAGAAGAAUUUGAACGUUACAAACGAUAUCCGGAAUAUGAAUAUAAAACUAACGUGGAAGAUAUGACACUGUCACAGUUUAAAUUUAUUUGGAGCAUGGAAUAUCUGCAUAGAAUGUGGGGUCGCUUCACAGGUGUAGUCUUCCUUUUGCCUUGUAUAUACUUCUGGGCAAAAGGAAGGUUCAAUAGACCUAUGAAAACCAGAAUGCUAAUUGCUGGGUCGCUGCUUAUGGCACAAGGACUUAUUGGUUGGUGGAUGGUCAAGUCCGGACUUAAUCCGAGCCAAAAUUCAAACAAGGAAAUUCCUCGAGUUUCGCAAUAUCGGUUGGCUACACACCUUACGAUGGCUUUUGUUCUCUAUACAGUUUUUCUUUGGACUGGGCUUUCCCAUAUAUUUAAGCCUCAUGAUCUUCAUAACAUAAAAGCUCUGCGGAUUAUGACGCACUCCUCAAAAACUUUAAUAGUUUUAACUGCAGUUGUCGGAGCGUUUGUGGCUGGAUUGGAUGCGGGCUGGGUCUACAAUUCGUGGCCGAAAUUUGCCGACAGAUGGAUACCAGAGGACCUUUUUGUUUCAGAACCGAAAUGGAAGAACUUUUUCGAAAAUCCACCUGCCGCUCAGUUUUUGCAUAGAAAUAUGGCUUAUUUGACAUUAUUAUCAGUAACGCUUACUUGGUUAAUUGGCAGACGUAUGAAUCUUGGAAGACGAGCCAAACUAGUUUUACAUUCUACAAUGGCCAUGAGUUACGUUCAAGUUCUUCUUGGGAUUUGCUCAUUGCUAUACUACGUGCCGGUAUGGCUUGGUACCCUUCACCAGAGUGGGUCUAUGGCCGUAAUGACACUUGCGUUUUGGCUUUCCAAUGAAAUUCGACGCAUUCCAAAAUGA
Molecule: messenger RNA, 1146 nt
Organism: Enterobius vermicularis (human pinworm)
Lineage: Eukaryota; Metazoa; Nematoda; Chromadorea; Rhabditida; Oxyuridae
Source: the annotation of a GenBank genome assembly